Rana temporaria (common frog) is the source of this 2496-nucleotide messenger RNA. It is a transcript of the gene TMC6, whose product is annotated as transmembrane channel like 6. Gene Ontology annotation, molecular function: mechanosensitive monoatomic ion channel activity. Bases 139 to 2472 code for a protein of 777 amino acids. The transcript has 21 exons. Gene Ontology annotation, cellular component: plasma membrane. Lineage: Eukaryota; Metazoa; Chordata; Amphibia; Anura; Ranidae. The record is from RefSeq and is a predicted model, not a curated record.
ACCUCAGUCAUGGUGAUCCGCUGACGUGUCAGUAACGGAGCCGCUACAAUGUAACAGAACAACGGAAACGAGGAGAUUAUGGGAAGACAUUGAGACGGCCAACCGCAAGAAGGUGUGUGAAGAUCUCAUCCCGGCACCAUGUCUGUGGCUUUCCUGGUGGACAUUCCGGAGGAGUUCAGCCCCGACGAUGAGUGCGACAUCCACAAUUCCUUCCAAGGCGUCAUUCAAGAUGCAGAACAGGAAGCCUUGCUGGAGCUGCAGGAGCGGAAUACAGGCCGCGGAUCUCAGAGACGCGAUAAGCAUUACUUGGCCACCAUGAGAAUCCUCGCCGACAUGCCAAGUCGAACAAUUGGACGUUGUAAGGGAACCAUGCUGUCUGAGUAUUAUAAUCGCACAGUGAGGAGGAGGCAAUCAAAGAAGCGGCCGUCUUUGUACACCAUGGAUCGCAGUGCCAGACCCAGUGUGCGCCAAAGAGACGAGGUGUUGGGUGGAGAAGAAGAACAUCAAAGGCUGCUGGUCCUGGAGCUGCAGAAGACAUCGGGAACCCAGAGAACUCGCCUGUUGAAGAGUUUCCCAUUGAGUCUUCAGGUGAAAAGGGAGUUGAGGUACUUGACAUUGGAACCCAGUUCAGCUUGGAAGGGAAGCAAUGACAACCCUUGCUGCAGCAGCAUCGCAGACAGUAUUAACAUGGCAAUGCACAGUUGUUGGCUGUCCUUCCUGUCUAUGCUCUUUGCCCUGCGGCCCUGGCACGUGGCUCUCAAGCAGAUUGGAGGGCGGUUUGGCUCCAGCGUCCUCUCCUAUUUCCUGUUUCUGAAGACUCUUCUGGGGUUUAAUACCUUCAUGAGCCUCCUGUGCCUCCUGUUUAUUGUCACCCCUCAGGCUGUACAUCCUCAUGAUUCUUCGAACCCUCGUUCUUUCACCAGCCUGGAGUUUCUCACAGGGGCGGGUUACUUGUCCGACACGGUGAUGUAUUAUGGUUAUUAUAGCAACGUUACCCUGAACGAAGGCUGUCCUACUGGGUACAAUGCAUCCACGUGUCAAAGCGUCAAGCCUGCCUGGCUUCCAUAUCACAUGCCUUUGGCGUUUCUCUUCACUAUCGGACUCGUCUUCCUCAGCACCUGCAUCAUUUUGGUGUACAGGAUGUCUUGUUCAUUCGGGGAGAGUUUCCGAGUCGGCUUCUUCUCCGGAGCUCUGGCUCUGAAAGUCUUUGGUUCCUGGGACUUCAAAGUGAAUCGGAUCCGAUGUGUUCAGCGGCAGAAGAACAGCAUUCACAUGCAGCUGAAGGAGCUGCUGAGUGAGCUGCAGACCAGGCGCCGUCCCGAUCUCCGGAAGAAGAUGCAAACCGUGUGUAUCCAUGUCUUCUCCUGGAUGCUGUGUAUAGUCAGCUGGCUGGGCUCCGCUGUGGCCGUUUACGUCCUUUCAGAAUAUCUGCACAAGGUUCAUCGGAUGAGGAUGAAAAGAUUGACAGACCUGGAGUUGGAAUCUAUGCUGCUCUUACUGCCAUUGGCUGUAUCUUUGUGUAACCUUAUUCUGCCAUACAUGUAUCACGCCCUGCGGCUCUGGGAGCGUCUGGACUCUCCUAUACUAGAAGUUUACAUUGCCAUCUGCAGAAACCUUCUGCUGAAGAUUGUUAUCCUUGGUGUUCUGUGUUACCAUUGGUUAAAAAGGAAGGCCAACUAUGAGGAUUAUAAGUGCUGGGAGACUCUGGUGGGGCAGGAGUUGUACCGCUUCGUCAUCAUGGAUCUGAUCUUCAAUCUGUUGGACACCCUCUUCGGAGAGCAGUUAUUUAGGCUAAUCCAGCAGAAGAGACAGAGGAAUAAAAAGUAUCGCACUGAGUUUGACAUCGCUCGCAAUGUCCUGGAGCUCAUUUAUGGGCAGACGCUGGCAUGGCUCGGCGUUCUGUUUUGUCCUCUAAUUCCCGUCAUCCAGAUGUUGAAGUUACUUCUGCUUUUUUAUGUCAAAAAGGCCAGCCUGAUGCGGAACUGCCGAUCGCCCAGCAAGCCAUGGAGGGCCUCUCAUAUGAGUACGGUGUUUCUGACUCUGCUUUGCUUUCCGUCUUUUCUCGGGGCGUCUGUGUUCCUCUCUUAUACAGUGUGGUCGGUAACACCUUCAAAAUCCUGCGGUCCUUUCCGAUCUCUCAGCACAAUGUAUGAGGCUGGCAAAGUUUACGUCAGGCAGCUAGAAGUCUUGAACCCUCGUAUGAGCUGGGUCAGCUGGAUCCACCACUACCUCUGGGAGAAUACUCUGUUUAUAUAUGUGGCAUCGUCAAUCCUAUUGGUGGUCAUUUACUUCCAUAUCCAGAUUGUAAAUGGACAGAGAAAAGUUAUCAACUUGCUGAAGGAGCAGAUCGCCAACGAAGGUGAAGAUAAACGCUUCCUGAUUGAAAGACUUCAUUCAGUAUAUGAGAAGAAGAGCAGAGUUCACCGGGGUCAGAAAUCACUGCAAGCCAGGGCAGCUAUGGGAAAGGAAUGAUCGAAAUGCAGAAACACACAAAAA